Messenger RNA from Vitis vinifera (wine grape), 1443 nucleotides. RefSeq names its product transcription factor bHLH18. The record is from RefSeq and is a predicted model, not a curated record. The coding region runs from base 1 to 1098 and encodes 365 amino acids. NCBI's taxonomy places the organism in Eukaryota, Viridiplantae, Streptophyta, Magnoliopsida, Vitales, Vitaceae. The transcript has 4 exons. Gene Ontology annotation, molecular function: protein dimerization activity.
AUGGAUAUCUCAUCUGACAGAUGGUUUUCGGAUCUGGGAAUGGAUGAUUACAACUUCAUCGAUCCAUGUCAUGUGAACUCUCUUGACGAGUUCACCACGCAACACAUAACAACUGCACUUAGAGAGGACCUCCGGGCCCCGUCUUUAUCUUCUGAUCACGAGAGCUAUUCCUCUUAUCCCACUUUAAAUCCUGAAACCACCAGCACUACCUUUAGUGCUUCAUCCAUCGAAACUCAUUACGCCAGCUUUGGGAGGCCUGCAAAACAGCUCAAGACUAACAGUUGGAGCUCUGAUACCAAACAGCAUGUUAUUCCAAAACCUCCUCCGUCUUCUUCUUCUUCCCUCCUUUCUUUCAUGAAUAAUGGUUCACCGCCUGCUGUUAACACUCAUCAGUAUUAUGGAGACUGCACCAUGAAGCCGAAGGAUGAGGUAGUAUCUCAUGGAAAUGUGAACUUCCCUUCUCAAAUUUCUAAGGGUUCCUAUGAGAACCAAAACUAUGUCCCAAAGGCCAACCAGGGAACUAAGAGGGUUACCCCAAUGAGAAGAACUUCUUCACAUGCUCAAGAUCACAUAAUGGCAGAGAGAAAGCGGAGGGAAAAACUCAGCCAGCGCUUCAUAGCUCUUUCAGCCCUUGUUCCUGGUCUGAAGAAGAUGGACAAAGCUUCAGUUCUUGGAGAUGCUAUCAAGUACCUGAAGCAACUUCAAGAGCGUGUGAAAUCACUGGAGGAACAAAUGAAGGAAACCACUGUGGAAUCAGUGGUUUUUAUAAAGAAGUCUCAGCUCUCUGCUGACGAUGAGACCUCUUCAUGUGAUGAGAACUUCGAUGGCUGCAGAGAGGACGCAGUCAGAGAUAUUGAGGCACGAGUUUCAGAUAAGAAUGUCCUCAUCAGGAUUCACUGCAAGAAACAGAAAGGAUUUGUAGCCAAAGUUCUAGGUGAAAUAGAGGAGCAUCAUCUAUCUGUUGUCAACAGCAGUGUGUUGCCAUUUGGGAAACAUGCCAUGGAUAUAACUGUUGUUGCUCAGAUGGGUGAUGAGUUCCAGGUGACAGUGAAGGAUCUCGUGAAUAACCUACGACUGGCUUUUCUAAAGUUCAUGUAAUAUGGAAUACAAAGCUCCGUUGGUAGAUGAAAAACUGGGAGCAAUCUCAAGCUACAUGAUCUAGCUAGUUAAUUUGCAUCUCCUAAUCUUUUCAUAUGUCACUUCUGCGAGAAACCUAGCCCCAAAAUCCCUUUCUUUAGUUGGACCAUCCGACCUUCUCACAGUUGUUUGAGGUUUAAUUUGCUGGUGGGUUUUGAGUUUUUUUUUUUCUUUUUCUUUUUGCAUGGUCGACCACCACGUUUAGUUACCCAAAUGUUGUAAAGCCUGAAUUCUCUGUUUGGACGGUUGCUUCUUAGGGUUUUUGAGAGGGAACGGGCUCUCUCUUUUAGUCUUUUAGACGUUAUC